Gadus macrocephalus (Pacific cod) is the source of this 4932-nucleotide messenger RNA. Its product is annotated as SNF-related serine/threonine-protein kinase-like. Gene Ontology annotation, cellular component: cytoplasm. Gene Ontology annotation, molecular function: tau-protein kinase activity; protein serine/threonine kinase activity; ATP binding. The coding region runs from base 368 to 2722 and encodes 784 amino acids. The record is from RefSeq and is a predicted model, not a curated record. Gene Ontology annotation, biological process: microtubule cytoskeleton organization; protein phosphorylation; intracellular signal transduction. NCBI's taxonomy places the organism in Eukaryota, Metazoa, Chordata, Actinopteri, Gadiformes, Gadidae. The transcript has 8 exons.
UGCUUCUGACGUCAGAGAUGAGUUAGAACUAUCCAAGUAUGCGCAGUAAGGUGGACGACAGAGCCGGAGUUGCGAGAUUGGAGGAUAUUAACGGAUAGGAUCCUGACAGUUUCUAGUUACGGACUACACAAUAUAGAUGUAUACUGUAUUGCAUGUUACAUUGAGACACGCUGUACAACCGUCCAUAGUGAAGCAGUGAUCUAAACGGGCAACGCAGAAGGAGAGGCGUUUGGCACCGAUUCAUAGAGCGCCUCAUCCUGUUACAACGUCCUGAAUUCGACCUGUUGGAUGAAAAUGGAGAACUGACCGGAGAAACACCAGCUCACUAGCGAGAGAGAGGCAACUCCUCGGCACUACCCGCAGUCUGAUGGCUGGUCUGAAACGUGGCCACGAUGGGAAGAUCGCCGGCCUGUACGACCUGGACAAGACCCUGGGCCGCGGGCACUUUGCUGUGGUCAAACUGGCCCGGCAUGUCUUCACAGGGGAAAAGGUUGCCGUGAAGGUGAUCGACAAGACCAAGCUGGACGCGGUGGCGCGGGGCCACCUGUUCCAGGAGGUGCGCUGUAUGAAGAUGGUGCAGCACCCCAACGUGGUGCGUCUGUACGAGGUCAUCGACACAGCCACCAAGCUCUACCUCAUCCUGGAGCUGGCGGACGGCGGGGACAUGUACGACUGCAUCAUGAAGCACGAGGGCGGCCUCGGCGAGGAGUUGGCCAAGUGCUACUUCGCCCAGAUCGUGCACGCCAUCUCCUACUGCCACCGGCUUCGGGUGGUGCACCGCGACCUGAAGCCGGAGAACGUGGUGUUCUUCCAGAAGCAGGGCCUGGUCAAGCUCACCGACUUCGGCUUCAGCAACCGCUUCCGCCCCGGGGAGAACCUCAGCACCUCCUGCGGGUCGCUGGCCUACUCCGCCCCCGAGAUCCUGCUGGGGGACGAGUACGACGCCCCCGCCGUCGAUAUCUGGAGCCUGGGUGUGAUUCUCUUCAUGUUGGUGUGUGGUCACCCUCCCUUCCAGGAGACCAACGACAGUGAGACCCUCACCAAGAUCAUGGACUGCAAAUACAGCGUCCCCGCACACGUCUCCAACGCAUGCAGAGAUCUCAUAGGUCAAAUGCUGCAGAGGGACCCCAAGAACCGCACCUCUCUGGAGCUCAUCGAAGAACACGAGUGGCUGCAGGGCGUCGACCCCUCUCCUGCCACAAAGCUAGCCACGCCCCUUGUGUCCCACCGCAGCCUAUCAGAGGAGGAACACGGCUGCAUCAUCCAGCGGCUGGUGCUGGGGGGCAUCGCCGACCGAGACGACAUUACUGAGGCGCUGGAGGCCAACCGGUACAACCACAUCACGGCUACCUACUUCCUGCUGGCCGAGAGGGUGCUGAGGGAGAGGCAGGAGAAGGAGAACCACAGCCAGAUUCGCUCUGCCAGCCCCAGCAAGGCUCAGUUCAGGCAGUCGUGGCCCACCAGGGUGGACGUGCACCAGGACAUGACGGACGGCCUGGGAGGCCCCGCCAUCUCUCACCCCGGGGGUCCCCAGUCCCCCGCCCGCAGCGCCGAGAGCCUCCACCGAGGACCCAGGCCCAAGACGGCACUGCUGGACCUCAGCCAGAGGAAGGACAUGGCCGACCUGCUGCAGCCUAUGACCCAGAGCCACGAGAGGGUCCUCCGGCCGCUGGCUGUGCCCCAGCCCAACCCUCUGAGGCUCGGCCCCUCGGGGCACCACGCCAAGACCAGGAGCCCCAGCCUCCUGAGCGUGGAGGAGGACGAGGAGGAGGAGGGCGAGCCCAAGCCGCUCCCCUUCCAGGUGGUGCUUCGCCCCAAGGUGGGGUCUUCUUCGCGCUCUCCGGCCAACCGGCUGACGUGUCGCAUGAGCGCCCCGAUCCUCAACCAGAUCCACGAGGAGAUCAGCGACGUGGAAGAGGACGAGGCCGACGGGGCAGAGAAGGAGAGGGUGACCCUGCGUGGACUCGCCUCGCCCAGGAACCUCAACCUAACCUCCAGGCUCUCGGCUCCGCCCUGCGCCACUCUGUCCCCCGAUCGCCUCGCCGGAACGACGCCGGAGUCCUUGGCGACGCCCAGCUCGGAGACCUCUGAGGACGACACGCAAGACGACCCCUGCGAGGCGGGACCCCACGGCGGGACGGCGCCGACGCUCUCCUUCGGCGGGGGCGAACGAGAGCCCAUCGUCCGACCUCAAGGGCGGGAGGAACGUGGCCCCAAUGAGCCCGCCAGCCCCCCCAACGGCGGGAGUCCGGGGGACGCUCGGGGCAGGGGUUCGGCCAAAGCCCCCAGCGGCCUGGUGGAGAGCCUGAAGCUCAUGAGUCUGUGCCUCAGCUCGCAGUUCCACAAUCUGACGGGGGGCGGUGACAGGAGCGAGGCGGGGGACCACCGGCCGGAGAGGCCCGUGUGGAGGAUGUGCAUGGGCGGCUCCACCGGCAGCCUGGACAAGGUGUCCCUGCUGGGGGGGCCCACGCCCAGGGUGACCCUCCACCGGUCCACCCCUCUGGGGGACUCGUUCCUGGGGGACCCCCUGCUGGACGGGUCCUGCUCGGGCAACCUGAGGCUGAGCGAGCUGGACCUGGCCAGGGAGAACCACCGGAACCUGAAGAACCGGGUGCUGCAGAUGCCGCUGAGCGACAAGACUCUGUCGGUGAACAUCCAGAGGAGCCCCAAGGAGGGCCUGCUCUUCCCCCCCACGCCCCACAGCUGCUGCCAGGUCAUCUGAAGGCCUGUGGACCCCGCCGCACCUCACCUCCACCCCACCUGCCUGGCUGCUACCCCCUCCACCCAACACCACCCCCAGGACUCCGAUCCUCCCUCCUCUACCUCACCCCACUCUCUUCUACCUCACCCCCUGUCUUACUCCUUUUCCCGCCACUCCCUCUCAUCCCUUCUCCCCCUCAUCCCUCUGUCCUCCGCCCUCUCUCCUCUCCCUGCUACCCUCAGAACUAUCACAGUCAACGCCCUUACCCCCCACACCACCCCCAUUCCCCUCUCACCCUGAUGGUGGGUGAGGAAACACAAUUCACCUUCUUAAACACUAUAUUUAGUUGAGUACAGUCAGUGUUUGCGUGUGAUGCACUCACUGCACAACCUAUUGAAGCACCUUGUGUGAGGAUAUCAGGGGAAAAUACAUAACUCUAGGAGCAAGAAGACCGGAUAGGAGACAAUGGCUCGCUGAACCACAUUGGCAUCACAAUCCCCCUGGAGCGCAACAGGGAGGGAGGGAGGGAGGGAGGGAGGGAGGGGAGCCGUGGUUUCCUCGGUCCCGAGUGACCAUGAAAAGAGUGACCAGCACACAUCUAUUGACUGGCUGCUCUGUGGACAUGUGUCAGACUUUACACACACGCCAAGCAACCGGUGUCUAGGUAAUGCACAUCGGAACAUGUAAGGUGGACGGGCGUUAAAUCAGGGUUUUUAAAGUUGUGUCGUUUGGCCCUGGCUAUAGGGGAGAGUGAGAAUGGAAGAGAAGAGAGCGAGAGAGAGAGCAGUGUUAUUUCAUGUCGAUCACUCGUGUGUCUUGAGGUCUUUACUUUUUUUGCACACUCCGGCCUUUACAACCAUGCAUAUCUGCCUGCACACACAGGCGCACACACACACACACACACACACACACACACACACACACACACACACACACACACACACACACACACACACACACACACACACACACACACACACACACACACACACACACACACACACACACACACACACACACACACACACACACACACACACGAUGUUUACACAUAGGGUUUUAUUUUUAUUAUUCAUGUGAAACCUAUUUUUUUAAAUAAAUAUUUUAGGCAGUUGUCUUUUUUUAAAUGAUUAUGGCUGACUGAUUUGCAUAUGACUUCUUUAGUUUUUUCAGAUUGCAGGAAUUAGCACCCAACAGAGAGAGACUAUGGCACUUACUUUGAAGUCUGUCCCUGUUGUUGUGUUUGUGUACUUCAAAUGGGCUCUGUAGUCUCAGACAGCAAACACAGUCACUUUGAUCAAAGGUCUCUGUGUCUCCACUACAGUAAGGCAGUGUUUUGUACAUAUUGUGAAUAUCCAAAGACCUUUUAGGGUUAUUAUUCACUGGCGUAAAUAUAGUAAUAGUUAAUAGCAAUCAGACUUUUAGAACCUUCUAGAAGGCUGCUGGAUGUGCUUUUCAUUGUUUAAGAGCCAAACGCAACAGCAAAGGGGAUUUAUAAACUAAUGGAAUUGGUGAGUUGAACAUUAUGGAUGGAGAGAUGGCACGAGACAUUUUAUUUAUUUAUUCAUAGGGGAUAAAACAAACUAAUAUUUUUGAAUAUAUAUAUAUAUAUUUUGACUAUGUUGAAUUAUAUUGAGGUGGCUAAAAUCUAUCUAGAUUUGUUUCGUUCUUUCAAUUAUUUAUUUAUUCAUUCAUUUACUUAAAAAUGGAUACUAACGGAACAGGGAGGCCAGUGCAGUAUGCAAUGUUGAAGGUCGGCUUGCAAAUCACACAAUCCCGUACCCAAAUACGCCACUAGAGAGAGUUAUCUAGCUGCUAAUAUUAGCGUUGGGUCAGAACCAAAAAAUCGCGCAUGUCCUCUAGCUUUCAAGGACUAGCCACUUGUUGUGUAGCAUAUUCAAGGACCUAUAAAAAGAAACAGAAACCAACCAAACAAAAUCGUGUGUGAAUAGAUAUUUGACUUAAGUGGUAUGUUUACCCAGUGCAUGUUUUUUACUGUUGCAACUUCAACGUCAUACAGAGGUCAACCCACCUAGGCCUAUAUCGUAUCUAUCCAACAUAAGCUGAUGUGUCACCUCACUGUACCGUAUCCGCACACAGCAAUACCAACGACGGAAAAAUGUACCAACAAACAUGGGUGUGCCAUACAAUUGGUUUUGAACAUAUUGUACUGUAUGAAACAUGAGAUAUAAUACAUGUAUAUUGAAAUAAAAAUCAUGCGAACGGAAUAA